CUUUCUGUGUUUUGUUCUGCACCCAUCCCCGUGGUUCCUUCAUAAAGGAUUUUUGGUGGGACAUCAAUGUACCGGGCCCCAAACGGGCCCGGGGUUCAAAAAAUUGUGGUCUUCCAGACCACUGAUAAGACUGACUAUGGCUGUUGCUUUAAGUGUGAAAACAAAAGCAAAGAAAUUAAGCCCAACGACACCACAGUGACUGCUCGAAUCGCUGCCUGUCUGGCAGACAUCUCAGCCUGGAUGAAGGAACACCACAUUCAACUCAACUCAGCCAAGACCGAACUCCUUGUCUUUCCAGCCAACCCUGCUGUUGAACACAACAUCACCGUGCAGCUGGGUCCAACUACAGUUUCACCUUCCAAAACGGUCAGAAAUCUAGGGGUAACCAUUGAUGAUGAGCUAAAUUUCACUGACCACAUUUCAAAGACUGCAAGAUCAUGUAGAUUUACACUCGACAAUAUCAGGAAGAUAAGAUCCUUCCUCUCUGUACAUGCCACACAACUGCUCGUUCAGUCGCCUUGUCAUAACUAGACUGGACUACUGUAACGCUCUCAUUGCAGGCCUUCCUGCAUGUGCUAUUAGACCUCUCCAAAUGAUCCAGAAUGCAGCAGCACUUCUGGUCUUUAAUGAACCUAAGAGAGCACAUGUUACACCACUUUUUGUCUCUCUCCACUCUCUGUCUAUCUAUCUAUUCACUGUCUGUCUCUUUGUCUAUCUAUCUGUCUGUCUGUCUAUCUGUCUGUCUAUGUAUGUAUGUAUGUAUGUAUGUAUGUAUGUAUCCUAUCUAUCUGUCUAUCUGUCUAUCUGUCUAUCUAUCUAUCUAUCUAUCUAUCUAUCUAUCUAUCUAUCUAUCUAUCUGUCUAUCUUUCUGUUUAUCUAUAUGUCUAUCUAUAUGUCUGUCUUUUCUUUCUAUCUAUCUGUCUUAUCUAUCUGUCUGUCAGUCUGUCUUUGUGUCUGUCUGUCUUAUCUAUCUAUCUGUCUGUCUGUCUAUCUGUCUUUUCUAUCUAUCUCUGUCUGUCUGUCUAUAUGUCUGUCUAUCUAUAUAUCUGUCUUUUCUAUCUAUCUAUCUAUCUAUCUAUCUUUCUAUCUAUCAUCUGAUCGCGGCUGCAUUUCUCUUCUAGUAGUUUUAGAUCUAAGUGCUGCAUUCGACACGAUAGAUCACGACAUUCUCUUGAAUAGGCUGGAGAAUUAUGUUGGAAUUUGUGGAGUUGCAUUAGCAUGGUUUAGGUCAUAUUUAGCAGACCACUACCACUUUGUCUAUGUAAAUGAGGAAUCGUCAAACCAAACAAAAGUUAAAUAUGGAGUGCCACAGGGAUCAGUUUUAGGGCUUCUGCUUUUCUCCAUGUAUAUGCUUCCCCUGGGAGAUAUUAUCAGGAAUCGUGGAAUAUGUUUCCACUGCUAUGCUGACGAUACACAACUUUAUAUUUCUUCAAAACUUGAUGAGAUUUCACAAUUCUCAAAAUUAGCAGAGUGUAUCAAUUAAAUAAAAGAUUGGAUGGCCAGAAAUUUCCUUCUACUCAAUUCUGACAAAACAGAGGUUCUAAUUAUUGGACCAAAAACCUCUAAAAAUAAGCCGCUAAAAUAUAAUUUGACUCUAGAUGGAUGUUCUGUUACAUCAUCUUCA
This is a messenger RNA of Xyrauchen texanus (razorback sucker), 1624 nucleotides long. RefSeq lists its product as uncharacterized. The transcript is spliced from 3 exons. Lineage: Eukaryota; Metazoa; Chordata; Actinopteri; Cypriniformes; Catostomidae. The coding region runs from base 67 to 531 and encodes 154 amino acids. The record is from RefSeq and is a predicted model, not a curated record.